Centruroides sculpturatus (bark scorpion) is the source of this 1831-nucleotide messenger RNA. It is a transcript of the gene ari-2, whose product is annotated as potential E3 ubiquitin-protein ligase ariadne-2-like. Gene Ontology annotation, cellular component: cytoplasm; ubiquitin ligase complex. Gene Ontology annotation, biological process: protein polyubiquitination; positive regulation of proteasomal ubiquitin-dependent protein catabolic process; ubiquitin-dependent protein catabolic process. Gene Ontology annotation, molecular function: zinc ion binding; ubiquitin conjugating enzyme binding; ubiquitin protein ligase activity. The record is from RefSeq and is a predicted model, not a curated record. NCBI's taxonomy places the organism in Eukaryota, Metazoa, Arthropoda, Arachnida, Scorpiones, Buthidae. Bases 178 to 1521 code for a protein of 447 amino acids. The transcript has 12 exons.
AAUUAUAGAUAUUCAAUAUUUGCAAAAUGGACGACUGGUUCAUUCAUCCGCAGUCUUAGUUUUGAGAAAUAUGAAUAAUCUAUAAAGAAAUAUAUUAAAGCAAUAGCCUUUUCGCAGAAAAGCUGUAAUUGUACAUUUAUUAGCCGUCAUUUGUACAUAUGUUUCUAACUUCUAAAGAUGUCAGGAAUAGAAUCUGAUAUGGAUUUAGAAGAAAGUGAUGAUGAUGGUUAUGAAGAUUAUUAUAAUAAUACUGAUGAUGCUGAAAUUGACCAAACAGAUCCACGAAAAAUAGAUCCUGAAUAUUUUGAAUAUGAUUGUUUGACAAUUGAAGAUAUUGAAAGGCUUUUAAAUGAGAAUGUUGAAGCUUUAUGUGCCAAUUUACAGGCUUUACGUAGUAAUCCAUCAGUGCAAUGUACCACUUGUCUUCAGUUCAUGUCAGGAGAUCAUUUUCGUAAUUUAGCAUGUGGCCAUUCAUUUUGCAAAGAUUGCUGGUCUAUGCAUUUUGAAAUCCAAAUUAUUCAAGGAGUCACAACAGGUAUUGAAUGCAUGCAACAAGGUUGCAAUAUUUUAGUUCCAGAAGAUUUUGUUAUGAGUAUAUUAAAUAAAUCGUCUCUGAGAGAAAGAUAUCAACAGUUUGCUUUUUCUGAUUAUGUCAAGAGUCAUCCACAACUGAGGUAUUGUCCAGGACCUAAUUGUACUGUUGUAGUCCGAGCAAAAGAAUCUAAAAGUAAACGUGUUAUCUGUAAGCAUUGUAAGACACAGUUUUGUUUCAAAUGUGGUACUGAUUAUCAUGCACCAACUGACUGCAAAAUUAUUAAAAAAUGGCUGACAAAGUGCGCUGAUGACUCAGAGACAGCUAACUAUAUAUCUGCUCACACUAAAGAUGUAAGUACUAGUGCAAUUCUUGUAAAUUUUUAUUUUAAUAUUUAUAUACUUUACAAUAUGGGUUGUCCUCAUUUUACUUUGACAAUAACAUGGCAAUGUUAUAAUUGCAGACAUGACUUUUGUUGGAUGUGUUUAGGAGACUGGAGAACGCAUGGAAGUGAAUAUUAUGAAUGUAGUCGAUACAAAGAGAAUCCAAACAUAGCAAAUGAAUCUGCUCAUGCUCAAGCAAGAGAAGCUCUGAAAAAAUAUUUGUUUUACUUUGAAAGAUGGGAAAAUCAUGCUAAGAGUCUUCGACUUGAAGAACAAACUCUAGAAAAAAUCAAAAAUAGAAUUAAUGAGAAAGUAAUGAGUAAUCAAGGAACUUGGAUUGAUUGGCAAUAUCUAUUAGAUGGUGCUGAUCUUCUUGCAAAGUGUCGUUACACACUGCAGUACACGUAUCCAUAUGCAUAUUAUAUGGAAAUAGGCCCACGUAAAGAAUUAUUUGAAUAUCAGCAAGCUCAACUCGAAGCAGAAAUUGAAAAUUUAUCUUGGAAAAUAGAGAGAGCUGAAACUACCGAUCGAGGAGAUUUAGAAAAUCAAAUGGAUAUUGCUGAGAAAAGAAGAACUACUUUGCUGAAAGACUUUCUGGUAGUCUGAGAACUUCUUAUAACUAUUCCGAAAUGGAAUGAACUAUAAAUCUGUUUAUACUAUCUGCCUCGGAAGAUAGGUCGGGCAUUCGGGUCAUACCAUCGGUCGGGCUCUAUACUGUGGACUUGGUUGGUCAAAGUUUUUUUAAAAUCUUGUAAAAGAGAUUUGUUUGGAGGUGAAAAUUACUGUCUGCUUCAGGAAUGAUCAUUUUUUCAUGCUUGUAUAGAAUUAUGAUAAAAGAUUGUGCAUUUUGUAAUAUUUAUUAAUUCUUCCAAAAUAAUUACUACUUGUAAAUAAAUUGAUUUCCAGUCCACUUAAA